AUGGAGAGCUCGUGCUCGGGUCAAGCUCUCGGUAGCCUGCAGCUUUGGAUUGAUUCCCUCAGAUUCUCCACCACCAGUCAGCGGACGCGUUCGGCGGAAUGUAUCCCGACCACGUCGCAGGCACGACAACAACAGUCCCUCGCCGAUCGGACCUCCGCUCAGCUACCCUCCAUCAAUAAGACAACCGCUACUGGUCAUGGCGACGAAGAGACGGUCUUGUAUCUAGGGUAUGGAUCAAACCUGAGCGCUGAGACGUUCAGAGGAAAAAGAGGUAUACGUCCGGUAUCGCAGGUCAAUGUUGUCGUACCGAGCCUAUCCUUGACCUUUGAUCUACCGGGAAUACCAUAUUCUGAACCAUGCUUUGGAAAUGUACGCCUUAGAGAGGUGACGCCACAGCGAGAUGGCGACUCUGCGGCUUCGAAGGACUACCACAAAGAUCGUUGGUCAAAAGGUCUGGUUGGUGUGGUCUACGAAGUGACCAAGUCCGACUUUGUGCACAUCAUCGCUACAGAAGGAGGGGGUGCAGGAUAUCAAGAUGUACUCGUUGAUUGCUACGCCCUCAGUGGAGAUCCAAUGGAGGAUGUUCCUUUGAUGCCAUCGGGGCAGCCUUUCAAAGCACAUACUCUCUUUGCACCCGAGAAGCUAAGCCGACGACCUGACCCUUCCUACGCACAGCCGAGUCCGCGAUACCUCAAACUGAUCACAGACGGCGCCGAAGAGCAUGGAUUGCCACUCGAAUAUCAAGCCUUCCUCCAUCAGAUUCGAACAUUCCACAUGACAACCACAAAGCAGAGGUUGGGCUCAUUCAUCUUUCUAAGCGUGUGGUCUCCCUUCUUCUUGUUCUUUGUCGGUGGAGCCGCUGCAAUAUUUCUGAGACCAGAUGGGACCUAUCCAGAGUGGUUUGCCAAGUUCUUAAAUGCCAUGUUUGCCGCAUGCUGGGCCAGUUAUGACCGCUUCUUCAAGGAUAUGUUUGGAGACGGCGAGAGGACGAUCAAGGAGAAGGAUGAAGACGAUGAUGAUGAUAUUGGAUAUAGGAGGAUCAGUUCUGUGAUGGACGAGAAAGAUCCGUUGGUUGAACGAGUUCAACAUAAAUAUGGGACAGUGACUGCUGUGGAACGAAUUGUAUGA
Messenger RNA from Fonsecaea multimorphosa CBS 102226, 1128 nucleotides. RefSeq lists its product as uncharacterized. Gene Ontology annotation, molecular function: gamma-glutamylcyclotransferase activity. Bases 1 to 1128 code for a protein of 375 amino acids. The record is from RefSeq and is a predicted model, not a curated record. The transcript has a single exon. Lineage: Eukaryota; Fungi; Ascomycota; Eurotiomycetes; Chaetothyriales; Herpotrichiellaceae.